This is a messenger RNA of Belonocnema kinseyi, 948 nucleotides long. RefSeq lists its product as uncharacterized. The record is from RefSeq and is a predicted model, not a curated record. Lineage: Eukaryota; Metazoa; Arthropoda; Insecta; Hymenoptera; Cynipidae. Bases 215 to 547 code for a protein of 110 amino acids. The transcript has 2 exons.
CAGAAUUUUAAAAGUAUUUAAUAAUUCCAGUUUUACUGGCUUAACAUUAAAGUUGUCUAGAAACUAUAAGUUUUACCUUUUAGAAUUAGUUUUUAAUUUUCAAUUAUUCAGUUUUUAUUUGCAGGGGAUUUGUAGGGAUGAGUGUGCCUGUGUGCUUGAAUUGAAAUGGAUCCUAUCUAUUGCAUUAUAAAUUUAUUGCGAUCGUUAUCAAUGCAUGCAAUACAUUUCUCGCAUUUCUAGAAUGAAGUUGAACUAUAGCAUUGAGUUUGAAAAUAAUAUUCAAGAGGCAGGUAAUGAGAAUAUUACAACAGAAGAACACGGCUGUCAUAAUCAAUCUAUUGACGACGAUGAACACACGGAACUUUCAGAGUCUGCAGUUCUUGUUGAAAAAUUACGUAAAAGCAACAAAAAAAGUCCAUUAGAGGAUAAAAACUCUAAUCAACGGAAUUUUGAUCAACAAGUAGAAAGGAAUGGUUUUCUUAUAGAAAUUAAAAAAAAAUUUCUUGCAUUCCCGAGUAAAGAAAGUUACCCGUGUUUCUCAAGAUAACGAGACACACGAGAAUGAAAACUGGGUAAAGACGAAAAAUAAAAUUGGUAUUAUCCACUUGGCAUUCGCACAAUUAAAAAAUGCAUUUUUUUGUUAAUUGACAAGUGAUUAUUACAUAAUAAAAAAUCAAGUUUUUACCAAAUAUAUAAAUAUGUUUCAUUAUCAUUUUAUUGUAUUCUUAAGGGAUUAUGGUACUUACUAUAUGACCUUAAUUACGAAAAAUUACGUAAUAUUAAACAAUGAUCUAAAGACAAUGCAACAACACCCGACCACAGCAACAAUGACCAAACGACAAUGACCGGUUUUGCUGGUUGAAGAUCAAUCUUCUUGGUCGAAAAUUCAUGUUUUUUGGUUAAAAACAUAAGAAUUUGGUUAAAAAUUCGUUUUUUUCUGUCGUUCAA